Molecule: messenger RNA, 2795 nt
Organism: Pseudopodoces humilis (Tibetan ground-tit)
Lineage: Eukaryota; Metazoa; Chordata; Aves; Passeriformes; Paridae
Source: RefSeq, a predicted model, not a curated record
CGCAGGGAUGCGCUGCCCCCGGCCUUAGAGGGAAGAUCGGAGCCCCAGCGCGGUGGCGGAGCCCAGGGGGAUGUGGAGGCACAGAGGACCCUGUGACUGACACAGCCCCGCCAGGCGCAGCUGAAUGGAAAGACUGCAGAAGCAGCCACUGACCUCCCCUGGGAGCGUCUGUUCUUCCCGCGGAUCCAGCGUUCCCGGAUCUCCCUCCAGCAUCGUGGCCAAAAUGGACAACGAGGUCCUGGGCUACAAGGACCUGGCUGCCAUCCCCAAGGACAAAGCGAUCCUGGACAUCGAACGCCCCGACCUGAUGAUCUACGAACCUCAUUUCACCUACUCGCUCAUGGAGCACGUGGAGCUGCCCCGGAGCCGGGAGCGCUCCCUGUCUCCCAAAUCCAUGUCUCCUCCUCCGUCUCCAGAGGUUAUCCGGGAGUGGCUGGAGAGCCGCCCCCCCAGCAGCACCCCGCUGCCCCCCUCGCGCCAGGGCACUGCCCCGACCCGCAGCAGCGUCCAGCACUUCCACCGACCCGAGACCGACACGACAGAGCUCAACAUUUACAAGAAGCCCCCGAUCUACCGGCAGAAAGACCACCAUUCCAGUGCCCACCACGGCAAGCACCUCAUAGAGGAUUUGAUCAUCGAAUCCUCCAAAUUCCCGGCGGCGCAGCCCCCGGAUCCCAACCAGCCCGCCAAGAUCGAGACCGACUACUGGCCCUGCCCACCCUCACUGGCCGUCGUGGAGACGGAGUGGAGGAGGCGGAUGGCGUCCAAGAGAGGCGAGGAGGAGGAUGAGGAUCUGACGGAGGAGAUGAAGAACCUGCGGGAGCUCCAGCGGCAGGAGCUGAGCAAGGUCACCUCCAACCUCGGGAAGCUGAUCCUGAAGGAGGAGAUGGAGAAGUCUCUCCCGAUCCGCAGGAAAACUCGCUCACUGCCGGACCGGACACCUUUUCACACAUCCCUGCACACGAGCUCCAAGAGCUCCUCCCUCCCCGCCUCCGGCCGGAGCACCCUCACCCGGCUGCAGUCGGCGGAGUUUGGCUCGGCAGGGAGCGAGAAGGGCAGUCCUGCCCUGCAGAACGGCCAGCGCGGGCGCAUGGACAGAGGGAACUCCCUGCCCAGCAUGUUGGAGCAGAAGAUCUACCCCUAUGAGAUGCUGAUGGUGACGAACCGAGGCCGAGUGAAGCUCCCGCCCGGCGUGGACAGGACCAGGCUGGAGCGACACCUGUCCCCCGAGGACUUCCUGAAGGUGUUCGAGAUGUCUCCGGAGGAGUUCAGCAAGCUGGCCCUGUGGAAGCGCAACGAGCUGAAGAAGAAAGCCUUCCUCUUCUGAGCCCUCCUCGGCCCCAGCUCAGUCCGUGUCGCGCCGUGUAACCGCUUUAGGGCUCUCAGCCGGUUUUUAUUGGGGUCUCCCCCCAUUUCCCCGCGCCCCCAGCCCCCCAGAUCUGCCCCCCAGAUCUGCCCCCCGGCUCGUUCCUCCUGCAGGGAGCGGGGCUGGGGGGCUCGAGCCUGCCUGGCCGUGGGGUGACGGGGCUGGGGCAGCCCCCGGCCAGCAGCAGGCACGGUUCAGCCAGGACGGGAGGUUUGGGGGGGUCUUUGGGCUUUGUGCCCCCCUCUUUUCCCCCUGGAAUGUGCCUGGCUCCACUGGGGGGGCACCGGGGGGUUCCCUCCUCCCUGGGGGUCCGCUGCCCCCAGCCCCCCACCCCGGGGCGCUCCUGUGCCCCCCAAGCUGCCCCUGUCCCCCACCCUGAGGCUUGGGAAGAGCCUGGGGGCCGACACUGCCAGAGCCAAAUCCCACCCUAACCCCCUGCAGCCCCCCAGGUUUGUCCCCACCCUCAGCCCCGCUCCCUCCUGUGCCAGGUGCUGCAGCGAGGAGCCCAAGGACACUGCCAACCCCACCGGCCCCGGGCUGGGCAGAGGGGCAGGGGGAGCACCCUGGGGCCGGGCAGGGGGUGGCAGGGUUGGGGUGGGGGAUCCCUGGGGCAGCUCCUGGUGUGUUUCCAGCUGCGGAUGCGGGGGGAUGCACUGAGGGGUGCAGGGGGGCGCUUGGGGUGAUGAUGUGGGGGUACAGGAGGGCACUGAACUGGGAUGAUGAAUUGGGAUGAUGAACUGGGGCGAUGGAUUUGGAACAGUGUACGGCUCUGUGGGCACGGCGGCCACUCACUGGGGCCUGGGCACUGUCCCUGUCCCCUCCCGGGGCUGAGCACUGUCCCUGUCCCGGGGCUGAGCACUGUCCCCUCCCGGGGCUGAGCACUGUCCCUGUCCCCUCCCAGGGCUGAGCACUGUCCUUGUCCCCUCCAAGGGCUGGGCACUGUCCCUGUCCACUCCAAGGGCUGGGCACUAUCCCUGUCCCCUCCCGGGGCUGGACACUGUCCCUGUCCCCUCACGGGGCUGGACACUGUCCCUGUCCUCUCCCCUCCCGGACAGGGCUCAGCACCGGGCCGCACUUUCCCUUCUCCCCCUCUCCCCUCUCCGGGCACACGAUUUGGGCAGGACCCCUCCUCUCUCCCCGCACCCCCCGGCCCCUCCACGCUCCCCGGGUUUUGUUUCCAGCCACUUUCCAGCCGCUAGACCUUGUUGGGAUGUAAAGAAUGUAAUUUAUCUGGAAUUCACUGGCCCAUACUUGCCUUUCACUGCUACAAACGACAUAUCUAUAAAUAUAUCUAUAAAUAUGGGUUGUUUUGGACUGGAAUACAGUGAUUCACUUUCUCUGUUUUUGUUAGAGUUUAUUUUAUUUGCUGGUGUCGGAGAACCCGCGUGAGAGUGAUUUUUUGCUUACAAUUAAAGGUGAAAUGGCUUUA